AUGAAGUUUCCACGAGCGGGGAGACGAUCACGGUCUCCUCUGUUCCUAGCCGUCUUCGCCGCCCUCCUCGUCUUCGCGACAACCGUCGAGGCUUCAUACGGCGACCGCAUGCCAGAGUUCCGCGAAUGCGUCCAAGUCUGCCACGAUGAGAACUGCGCUCCAGGCAAAGAUGCUACCCCGAUCCCCCUCCACCGUCGUCUCCUCCUCUGGACAUGCUCCUCCGAAUGCGACUACACCUGCCAGCACAUCAUAACCAAGAAGCGCGUUGCCGCCGGCGAGCGCGUCGUCCAGUUCCACGGAAAGUGGCCCUUCCACCGCUUCCUCGGAUGCCAGGAGCCCUUCAGCACGAUAUUCAGCUUGGGAAACCUCUGGGCUCACUAUGACGGCCUGCGCAAGUUCCGCGCUGCCGUCCCGGCCUCUUACCCGCUGAUGCCCUGGUACACCUGGCUCGCGGCCGUCGGAGUGGCUUCGUGGACCUUCAGCGCCAUUUUCCACACGCGCGACUUUGCUGCGACGGAGCAGCUUGACUAUUUUGCCGCCGGCGCCAACGUGCUCUAUGGGCUAUACUACACCGUGGUGCGCGUCAUGCGUCUAGACCGCCCGACGCCGCGGAGACGGUCCGUUCUGAGGGCGUGGACUCUGCUGUGCGUCUUGCUGUAUGCGGGGCACGUUGCGUACCUAAAGGGUGUGCGCUGGGAUUAUACCUACAACAUGGCGGCAAACGUUGUCGUCGGAGUGAUCCAGAACCUGAUGUGGCUGUGGUUCAGUUACAACAAGUACAGGCAAACGCGCAGGGUGUGGGCUAUCUGGCCGAGUAUCGUCGUCGCCAUUAUCGUCACUGUCAUGAGUCUCGAGUUGUUCGACUUUCCGCCUUUACUUGGCGCUCUUGACGCGCAUAGUCUUUGGCAUCUGGGCACCAUCCCGCCAACGAUACUGAUGUAUAGGUUCUUGAUUAAGGAUGCACAGGAUGACAUGGCCGGAAGCGAGAGACUCAAGUCUUAG
Colletotrichum chrysophilum is the source of this 1002-nucleotide messenger RNA. RefSeq lists its product as uncharacterized. Gene Ontology annotation, biological process: GPI anchor biosynthetic process. The transcript is spliced from 4 exons. The record is from RefSeq and is a predicted model, not a curated record. Gene Ontology annotation, molecular function: hydrolase activity, acting on ester bonds. Gene Ontology annotation, cellular component: endoplasmic reticulum membrane. Bases 1 to 1002 code for a protein of 333 amino acids. NCBI's taxonomy places the organism in Eukaryota, Fungi, Ascomycota, Sordariomycetes, Glomerellales, Glomerellaceae.